AUGUCUCGAGAUAUUGCCGACAUCAACAGAGAAUCUCUGGAAGCAUAUAAAGAAUAUGAAGCAUGCUUAACUACUACCAUAUAUGGCGAUACAUAUUUGGACCCUGAAAAAUGUAAAGCCAGGGGGUUUGAUCCAAUCAAAGCAUUUGAGGAAGAAGAAGAAAGGAUCGAUUUGUCUUCGGAAUGGAUUGAAAGAACAACAAAAGAAAAAGGAUUUCGCGCUCAAUUCCAGGAAUGGCUUGACAAAGCUCCGCAAGAAUUUGUAAAUAAAGAUGCGAAAUCUCUAGUUUACUUUGACGACGUGGAUGACCCUCCAAAGAAAAGAAAUAAGAGUAAAAAGCUAUCCAAAAAGAAAAUUCGUUCUUUACUGAGCAAAGCUUCACACUUUGUGGACUGUGAAGUCAAACUUGAUGAUGGAGUCUGUGUUAAGGUUGUUAAGGUCAUUAGUGCGAAGAUGGACAAAGACGGUGUUUUUUUAAAGGUGGAAGAAAAAGUGGGAGAUGAAUUAGAAUAUUACGAAAUUAUGUAUCAGCAAGAUAUGAUUAGAUUGGC
This is a messenger RNA of Acaulospora morrowiae, 551 nucleotides long. NCBI's taxonomy places the organism in Eukaryota, Fungi, Glomeromycota, Glomeromycetes, Diversisporales, Acaulosporaceae. The record is from the annotation of a GenBank genome assembly.